This is a messenger RNA of Onthophagus taurus, 1131 nucleotides long. RefSeq lists its product as uncharacterized. The record is from RefSeq and is a predicted model, not a curated record. Lineage: Eukaryota; Metazoa; Arthropoda; Insecta; Coleoptera; Scarabaeidae.
UUGUUUAAUAUUUUAAAUUCAUCGAGACAUUGACUUCGUCAAGUCAUUUUCAAAAUUCAGUUUGCAAUGAAUUUUUUUUAAGGGACAUCGCCAAAUUCAUUAAGUUUAAUUGAAAAUCGUUUCUUUUUCAUUUCGCAUUUGAAUCUAUCCUUAAAAGAAAUUCAAAAUGGAAUUCGUCACAACGUAUCGACGAGAUUUUUUAUGGCCCUAUGUUAUUGUUUUGGGAAAUAAACCACAUCCCGAUAAUUAUCCAGCCACGAGCACAGGAUGGCGAGAUUCAGGAAUGUGUCCCUGCACCUGUUUAAAACACAACCAACAACAUUCCGGACAUGGUCAGGUUAUUGGUCCGGAAUCGGCUAAUAAAGAUGGUUGGAUUAAAAAAGCACCGGUUGGGCCUUUAUUAGAUCCAAAAUUGUAUCCUGCACAAGUUGGAAGAUCUCCGGAAGUUGAUACAAUGAAAUUUAAUCAACCAAACACAUUUUUAAAGAAGCUUCAAGAUAAAUAUCCAUACAUUUAUGAAAUUUUAAGAGCAGCACCACCUGAUGAUAUGAUAUCAAGAAUUAAUCGUGAUCGACUUAGAUCAACUUAUCAAGUCGAUUUUUGCCAUAUGAAUGAAUAUCCAUCUGGUCCAUAUGAUGAACUUCUCCGUGCUGCCGGCGUGGCUGGGUUAUCACCAUGUCCAGAACCCGUUAAACUCCCAGGAGAUCCUUGUAGACCGAAUCAAAGAGCGGUUGCGUUUAGACCGGCUACGAUUAGUAAAGAUGGAAAAGUGAGAGGUUCGCGAGGCGGCGGCGGCGGCGGUGGUGGUAGUGGCGGUGGAGGCGGCGGUGGUGGUGGUGGAGGCGGUGGCGGCGGAGGCGGAGGAGAAGGUUUCGUUUGUGCUGCUCAUGCAAAUGAACCGGGUGUUUCUGAGUAUCAAGAUGAAAUUUCGAAAUUGGGCGAUUUAAUUGUACGUGAAAAAAUUCAUAAUCGACCGAGACCAAAGUGUAAAUCCUCCGGAUUUUCGGGCUAAAUCAUCACAUUAUGUUUCCAUUUUCAUUAUAAUCUUUCAUUGCUCGAUAUUUUAAGUUAAAUAUGUAUCAAUUAUUUUUAAAAUUCCGAAUCUAAUAAUAAAUUUUUUUGUCGCAUUCA